This is a messenger RNA of Ophidiomyces ophidiicola, 2283 nucleotides long. It is a transcript of the gene PIF1, whose product is annotated as DNA helicase. Gene Ontology annotation, biological process: DNA replication initiation; mitotic DNA replication checkpoint signaling; mitotic G2 DNA damage checkpoint signaling. The coding region runs from base 1 to 2283 and encodes 760 amino acids. Lineage: Eukaryota; Fungi; Ascomycota; Eurotiomycetes; Onygenales; Onygenaceae. The record is from RefSeq and is a predicted model, not a curated record. The transcript has 5 exons.
AUGGGCGCCACACACAAAUUUGACUUGACCUCCGAUGUUACCCACUUGAUCGUCGGCGAGACGAGUACUCCUAAGUACAAAUAUGUGGCUAGAGAACGAAGCGAUAUCAAAGUUGUUACAGCGGACUGGGUCGCCGCCGUUCGCUCCUCCUGGCUCUUAGGCGGGGACACCGAUUUGCAUGCUCUUGAAGAAGAGUAUCGGGUGCCAACAUUUGCAGGACUGUCUAUAUGCAUCACCGGCUUCGAAGACUUGGAUUUCAGAAAUCAUUUACAGAAAACUAUCACCUCCAAUGGCGGCAAAUUUUGCCGAGAUCUUACCAAAACCGCAACCCAUCUGAUUGCGCGUGCUGUCGAAGGACAGAAGUACAAAUUUGCAGUGCUGUGGGGUAUCAAGGCUGUAAGCUUAAAGUGGCUAGAGGAUAGCUUGAGCAGAGGAAUGAUACUUGAAGAAACUCUCUAUGACCCAUUACUGCCGGCGGAAAAACACGGCAUUGGUGCAUGGAACUCUGCACCUUCCUUGCAGGUGCAGAAACGAUCUAAACCGGCAGAGAAUGGAUCCCGGCGUCCUCGAAAGCUCCGGCGAGUAGCAAGUGUAAAAUUAACUGACCAGAACGAAGGUAUCUGGACGGACAUUGUGGGAAACAUUACUAGUGGUGCCAGUGAAAAUGAAUUUUUAGAUGACCGGCAUGGUUCGACAUCACACCUCAGCUUCCGGUCGGUAAUUCAGGAAGAGAAAUCAUUCGCGAGCGAGACGACCCUCUCUGGACGAAGAGAUGGUACCCGUGAUACCGUUGCCAAAAUUGUUCCUGUUCCUCAGAAAUCUCGAGGAAUUUGGUAUAACUCGAAAAUUUUUAUAUCCGGUUUUAAUGCGAAACAGAUUUCGAUACUGGAAAAUCACCUUAUAUCUCGUGAUGCCGUGCUUGUUCGGUCAAGAAACGAGCUUUCCGAUAAAGAUGAGAGGGAAUAUAGAUAUAUUCUUAUCCCCUACAACACACCCCCCUCGGAGAUUCCAUCGGCCACGAGUUCGAAUGAUGAUGUUCAAAUUGUCACUGACAUGUGGGUUGAAAAAUGCCUUCACAGCAACGCGUUUCUACCUCCCGAGGCCCAUACAACUAGCACACCGAUCCCUCGAUUCCCAAUACCAGCAUUCGAAAAUUUAACAAUAUGCUCUACUGGGUUCACUGGCAUUGACCUUUUACAUUUAUGCAAACUUGUUCGGCUUCUAGGGGCUGUAUACGACGAAUAUUUCACAUCCAAAGCAUCAGUCCUAAUAUGCAAUACGCCCCACCCGAAUAAAGACAAACUGAGACACGCCAGCCAGUGGAACGUCCCUGCUGUUCUUUCCGACUGGCUCUGGAUAUCUGUUCAAACUGGGGACAAAAAGCCCUUCGAGCCAUAUUUAUUACCAGAUUGGCGGCGCUCAAGUUCAAAAUCACAGACUGCUGGGAACCAGACUACUCAUAAUGAAUCCGAUGAACUACUUGCUCAAGAUCUCUCAGCAGAUCAAGCCGGCAACCAAGACUCUUAUCAACCCCGCAUUACCCCAUCGAAUGAUACUCCUGAGAUCACUGACUUGCCAGGGAAAACCAAGACGCCCUCUCCCACCCUUGCUGCCCCUAAAAUCAGCGACGAGCAGGCUAAGUCCGCACCAGCAAACCCAUUAGAUGUGGCCAUUAGCGAGCUUCUCAAACAAAAACGAAAUCGUGUGAAACCUACCACGGAUCAAGAGAAAAGCACGACUCUUCCUCCACGACGUAGACGAUUGUUUGGCCGGGCAAAUUCAAACUCGUCAACACUUGGUGUUAAGGAACCGGGGCAGGUAAAAAUGUCUCGGGCCUCGUCCAUUGACACAUUGAACGAAGAUGGAUAUGGUAGUGUCGUAGAUUUGUUAUCCAGCCCAUCUGGAAAAGGCCAAAGCAGAGAAGCUCAGAGUUUUGUUUCAGAGGGUAGUCUUGAUGAGGCCGAGCAAAAACUAAAAGACAGACUCAACCUCUUUCGAAAAGGACAUACACAUGAAUUUGUAGCGGAGAAGUUCCAGUUUCAAGAUGCAGAAACACCACCGAUGACGCAGCUGGGAUACGAGGACCCCGAUGCUCUGGCCAUGAGAGAAAAAUUCACCCGGAAAGCACAGGAGAUGAAUGCUGUAGAAGAAUCUGGCCAAGACACGAAAAAGGGGCAUAAUAAACGACGCAGUGGUGGGAAUCUUGUCAUUGGGACUUUGCAGGACAGCAAUACUAUACCAGGCGGGAGGCGCACAAGGUCGAAGGCGCAUGAUUUUUUAUGA